This is a messenger RNA of Saprolegnia diclina VS20, 892 nucleotides long. RefSeq lists its product as hypothetical. The transcript has a single exon. The record is from RefSeq and is a predicted model, not a curated record. The coding region runs from base 46 to 843 and encodes 265 amino acids. Lineage: Eukaryota; Oomycota; Saprolegniomycetes; Saprolegniales; Saprolegniaceae. Gene Ontology annotation, cellular component: membrane.
GUCAAAUCACUCUUCAUUGUUCCAUUCGCAGUCGACAGCACAAGCAUGUGGGUCCAACUCGUCAUCGGCUCGAUCCUCGCAGCGUCCUUUGCCAUCUCGGGCCACGCCAUCUACAACCUCAACCUCGGCGGUGGGCCGGCGGUCCUCGAGUCGUUCCAGUACAAGCCACCGUCGACGUACUAUGUUCAUUUGGGCUUUCGCGUCGGUAUGCUCGUGCUGUACGCGGCCGUCUUCAUCGCCGAAGCCGAGAACCUCGGGACCAAAAUGAUCUCGUUCUACACGGUCUGGAACUUUAUCCUCCAGAGUCUCUACUAUCUCUGGGCCAUCAAGUACCAGCUGUCGACGUCGAGAUCGCGCCAGACGCCCGUCACGGUCACGCGCGAAGGCUCGCUCCUCAACUCGCUCUUCAACAUUUGCUUUGCGAAUUCGCUUUUGGUGAUUGUCAUCUACUGGGGUCUCCUCUACAACCCCAACAUGCGCUGGUACAGCUACAUCCAGCACGGCGGCAACACGCUCCUCUUCUUCGUCGAGUUUGCACUCAACGGCUUUCUCGUGCAGGGCACGGACGUGAUGUACGUCUCGCUCUUCCCCUCGGUCUACGCCGUCUUCAUCUGGAUCAGCAACGUCACGUGGCUCGAUGGCUGGUGGCCCUACCGCUUUCUCACGAUGGAGACGCCGGUCGCGCCGCUUUGGUACAUUGGUAUCUUUGUCGGUCACUUUGCCAUGUUUGGCCUCGCGCUCGCGAUUUCGUCGGCCAAAGCCAAGUACUUUCCUUCGCUCUGCCCUGUCGUUCAAGCCAACAAGCUCUUUAUGAACUCGAUCAACUACGAUACGAUUGCUUAAGAUACCUCGUAAUAAUUUCUUUUUAUUUCUCAUCAAAUAUCAAGUGUCU